Molecule: messenger RNA, 237 nt
Organism: Cladocopium goreaui
Lineage: Eukaryota; Dinophyceae; Suessiales; Symbiodiniaceae
Source: the annotation of a GenBank genome assembly
GUGUCGCCGGCGCCCCGCGCCUCGUCCCCAGUACCUGUGGCCAUGGCAGUGACGCGAGUGGCCUCGCCCCCACCCGUGGGUUUGGCCUUCAUUCCGCCCAUGCUGGGCAGCUCGCGCCGCGCCGCCAGCCCUCGGGCGGUGUAUCAAGUCUCACGGUCGCCUUCGCCGGUGCCCAUCGACCCCUCCAGCCCGGUGGGCUUCAGUUGGACUCCAGUGGCGAUGUCGCCCCGGGCGACG